AUUUGAAGUAUGGAGUGUACAGUUGUUUGCAUAGACAAUAGUGAGUUCUCGCGAGAUGGGGACUACGCGCCAACGCGCUUCCAAGCGCAGGCCGAUGCAGUCAACCUGUUAGCAGGAGCUAAGACACAGGCACAUCCGGAGGCCACUGUAGGCGUGCUAACAAUGUCGGGCAAGACGCCUCGGGUCUUGGUCACCCCAACACCAGAUCUUGGGAAAGUGCUGAACUGCAUGACAAACAUCGACAUUGAUGGUGAAUGCAAUGUUUCCUCAUCCGUGCAAAUUGCACAACUUGCCCUCAAGCACCGGCAGAACAAAAACCAGCGGCAGAGGAUCGUCAUCUUCGUGUGCAGUCCAGUCACGGAGGACAAGGAGAAGCUUGUAAAGAUUGCCAAGAAGCUGAAGAAGAACAACGUGGCUGUGGACGUGGUUAGCUUCGGCGCGGAGGAGGAGAACCAGGAGAAGCUGGAGGCCUUCAUGGCGGCCGUCAACUCGAACGGCAACUCCCAUUUGGUGACGGUGCCUCCCGGGCCGGUGCUAUCAGACGUGCUCAUCUCAUCGCCUAUCUUCCAGGGUGAGGGCGGCGGCGGCUAUGGCUUCGCCGGUGGUGUAGGCGGCGGCGCGGGUGGCGGCGGCGCGGGUGGCGGAGCUGACGGAUUUGAAUUUGGAGUGGAUCCCAAUAUGGAUCCGGAGCUGGCUCUGGCCCUGCGUGUAUCGCUGGAGGAGGAGCGAGACAGGCAGAACCGCGCAGCUGCAGCCGCGGCUGCCGCAGCGGGAGCCAGCCAAGCGGCGCCGGCGGAGGGCGCCGCUGCAGCGGGAACCUCGGGUCCAGCUGUUGAGGCUGGUCUGGCGGCCGGCUCGGAUGCGGCGGUGGGGACGCCGGCGCCCGCUGUGGCGCCUGGCGUCGGCGUCACCGCUGCAGGUGGGGAUAUGGACCUAGACGAAGAUGCGCUCCUGCAACAGGCCCUAGCGAUGUCGAUGGAGGCUGCAGCGGCUCCACCGCCGGGGGAUGUGGAUGUGAUGGAUGAGGACGCGGAGCUGCAACUAGCCCUACAGCUGUCUAUGCAGGAUGCAGGCCCCGAAAACAAAGAUGGCAAGAAUUAGUGCUGCUGUCUUAGGUGGCGCGGGGCGGGGCGGGGCGGGGCCUUAUGGCGAUAUGGAUUGAGGGAGGGGUUAUAUGGGAACUUGGGCAGGCCCCUGGCGCUGAGGAUGGGAAAGGGCUUUUCACAUGGAGAUGUACGGAGGUUUGACAUUGUUUGGGGUGACGACGCUACAGAAUGGCUUGCAUGCUGCCAUGUAGGCUUCUAGGGGUUUGGGUAGUGGAUAGGGGUCGGCAGUUCAGUCGGUGAAGGCGAAUUCGUACUUUGGGUAGCCGGUCGAGGAUUAUGAAGCCCUAUCGAGGGUUGUGGGGGAUAUGAUUGGUGCACUCAACGAUGUGCUUGUCGGUUGUGUUUAAUUGGCGCAGGCAGGGUCGAUGCUAGCUAAUGCUGAAGUCUAUUGUGGCGAAUCAUCUUGUUACUAUGCACUUUGUGCUAGUGGUGCGCUAUCUGUUAUUGUUUGCUGAAAGCAACCUAUGUGUCUCUGGAUCAUGCACAACCGCUUUAUGUAACCCGAUCGUAUGAG
This is a messenger RNA of Volvox carteri f. nagariensis, 1620 nucleotides long. It is a transcript of the gene rpn10, whose product is annotated as 26S proteasome regulatory complex. Gene Ontology annotation, molecular function: polyubiquitin modification-dependent protein binding. The record is from RefSeq and is a predicted model, not a curated record. The transcript has 5 exons. Gene Ontology annotation, cellular component: cytosol; proteasome regulatory particle, base subcomplex; nucleus. Gene Ontology annotation, biological process: proteasome-mediated ubiquitin-dependent protein catabolic process. The coding region runs from base 10 to 1101 and encodes 363 amino acids. Lineage: Eukaryota; Viridiplantae; Chlorophyta; Chlorophyceae; Chlamydomonadales; Volvocaceae.